Bipolaris maydis ATCC 48331 is the source of this 212-nucleotide messenger RNA. The record is from RefSeq and is a predicted model, not a curated record. NCBI's taxonomy places the organism in Eukaryota, Fungi, Ascomycota, Dothideomycetes, Pleosporales, Pleosporaceae.
CCUUGCGCAUUUCAGACAACCAUGCCGAGACAUGAGCCUAGCAAGGAAGUUCAGAGCGAGGGGCGGAGGGUGAGACAAGUUCGCUCCAUCAGGAGACGCGGCGUGUGCACCACACAAGUAGGCGGUAUGAACGUUACUGGGAUGGUGGCGGCUGAGGGACAAGAGGUGAGAGGAUAAACCAUGUAAACAACAACAACAGGUAAUAAUGUAGA